Messenger RNA from Zygosaccharomyces rouxii, 1767 nucleotides. RefSeq names its product Dse1p (gene DSE1). Gene Ontology annotation, molecular function: protein binding. Lineage: Eukaryota; Fungi; Ascomycota; Saccharomycetes; Saccharomycetales; Saccharomycetaceae. The transcript has a single exon. The coding region runs from base 1 to 1767 and encodes 588 amino acids. The record is from RefSeq and is a predicted model, not a curated record.
AUGAAUGAGAGACCUCGUAGUAUUAAUAUUUUUUACUUCCAGUGCGCCUAUAUCAUCGUGCAACUGAUGGAAACAAACUACUAUCAACCAGUUAAGGUAUUUAGGCAACCCGCUAUGAUUGUUAAGACAAGAGACGCCUCUCGCCGCAAAAGUGGCGAACACCAUGCUAAGUCGUGGCUUCACGAUACUUCCAGAAUUGGUUCGCCUCUUUUGAAGAAAGUUUCGGAGGAGUUUAAUGACCAUUAUACUACAAGGAAGCUAAAAUCUGAAUACUGGAAGGUUAACCAUGAUAAUAAUUCCACUUCCUUACCAACAGACUUAUCAGUGGUUCGUGAUACUCUAUUGGUAUCCAACAUGAAUGAAAGAGAUAAUUUAAAACUUUUCAACAUUAGCCAAGAUCGUCAUGGGGAACCCACCAAGCUUUACGAAUUACAGUCUAUUAGCGUACCAGGUAAACCAAUCACUUCAGCUUGUCUACUCUCUCCCCUAGAGUAUCCUGCUGAGUACGUGGAAGGCCAUGACCAACUGUUGCUAACAGGACAUCAGGACGGUAUAGUAAAUUUGAUAUCCACCUCUAGAGAAAACGGUAAUGCAAAAAUUGUCAGAAGGUAUAAUCACGGUAAAUAUUUGAGCCGUAAUAUGCCCGCCACCUUGGAUAAUUGGUUACAAUCAUAUGCAUCUUUGCCCAUCAGACGAUUAAAACCUUGGGCCGGCUCGGGGUUCGCUUCGAUAAUCAACGAUUCACUUUUCAUAUAUGAACUGAACAGACCAAAGUCUCCUCAAUACCUACAAAGUUUCCCCGGACUGGAAUCCUUUGCAAUUAACGAUUUCCGCAAUCCCUAUUUGAUGGCAUUAUGUGGUUCCCAAUUCGGUGAUAGUGGUAUUGCCCUGCUGGAUUUGAGAAGCGACCGCCGUGGCGGCAAUCUGUACAUCCCCGACGGCAACAAGAAUGCAAAUUCUUCCAGCUCAUUGAGGACACCAAUGCACUCACACGUGUCGCGAGACUGUAUUUGGAUUGAUGAAUUCCAUGUGGUCAAUUGUUUCAAUGAUGUAGCCAGGAUAUGGGACAUUAGAUCUACCGAUGGUGAGAACCAAUGUGAAAUAAUGCCCAUGAAAGGUUGUAUCGAAUCUUUGACCUACCAUGAACCAACGAAGACUUUGUAUACCGGCGAUGACCAAGGUUAUGUUGUCUCAUGGGACCUACACCGCCUAUCAGGUAUCAAAAAAUGUAUCCCAUCACAAGGUUUCAAUUCUAUUCUCCUGGAAAGUGUUGAACAAGAAACUUUACAUGAGAUUAACCAGUGUGGUAGUAUUGUGGUAAACGGAGGUCAAAAGAAAUUUACAGAAUCUACUGACAGAGUUCAUGGAUCACUAUUAAUGGAUACCCUGGGUAAUGGUUCGUUGGCUACAGUAGAUUCUCAAGAAUUGGGUUUGCAUAAAAUUUGUCAGGUAGAAUGCCCCUUACAAAAUGUCAAGCACGACAAUUCAUCCAAAGAAUAUAACUUUGGUCCCAUAUACCAUUACGAGGGGGAAAAAACCCAAGGCGAAUCCGAUUCUACACUUAUGUCAUCGGAAGUUUCCUCUAUCUCAUCAUCCCCAUCCUCCGUUGGUCUCGAAGGUAGCUCGUCUUUUACACUAAGCUCAGAAUCCGAACACGAACCACUAGAAUACAACAAGCAGUAUAUGUUACAGUCUCAUGAUCCAAAUGGUAGUAACUUCACACUAGAAGGUCCAAUAUCAAGGGUUUCCACCAGUGAAAUUCUUUGA